CCAGCCGCCACGUCAAAGACCGACCGGGAGUCCAUAAUCGAGCGCACCCUGGUGUCGCGCUGACUGACUAGUCGGUGAAUGAGAUAAACAAAGAGCCGGUGACUUUUCAGGACGACACACUCCGCUCCUCAAGCUCCUCGGCGACAUGGAAACUGGUUUGAGUCAGGAGAAGGUAGCCACCUUCCUCAAGCGGCUGCGGGCCGAGCCACGUUACCUGUUGGCUCAGAACGUGUCCACAUGCAUCGACCCGCUGGAGGUUUGUCUGCACCGGCAGACUGUCCAGGAUACCGUGCACAUCUUCCAGCACUCUAUCCCAACAGAGGGCAAACCAAUCACCAACCAGAAAAACUCAGGGAGAUGUUGGAUCUUUUCGUGCCUCAACGUCAUGCGACUCCCCUUCAUGAAGAAGUUUAACAUAGAGGAGUUUGAGUUUAGUCAGUCCUAUCUAUUUUUCUGGGACAAGGUGGAGCGCUGCUAUUACUUCCUCCAGGCCUGUGUGGAGACGGCACAGAGGAAGGAGCCAGUAGACGGGCGCCUGGUCCAGUUCCUUCUGUCGAACCCAACCAAUGAUGGAGGCCAGUGGGACAUGCUGGUCAAUCUCAUCGAAAAAUAUGGCGUCAUUCCAAAGAAAUGCUUCCCAGAGUCGCACAGCUCAGAGGCUUCACGCAGAAUGAAUGACAUCCUCAAUCAUAAGCUGAGAGAAUACUGCCUAAGACUGAGGAACAUGGUGGCCAGUGAUGCUACUAAAGCUGAGCUGUCUGAGGCUGUGGACACGAUGAUCGAGGAGGUGUUCCGGGUGGCCAGCGUUUGUCUAGGCAGCCCUCCUGAGACCAUCUGCUGGGAGUACAGGGACAAGGACAAGAACUUCAAUCGCAUGGGACCACUCACCCCUCAAGAAUUCUACAGGGAGCACGUCAAACCUCUGUACAACAUUCAGGACAAAGUCUGCCUUGUAAACGAUCCUCGGCCCCAGAACCCCUACGGGAAGCUGUACAGCGUUGAGUUUCUGGGCAACAUGGUUGGAGGUCGCAGCACUCUGUACAACAACCAGCCAAUCCAGCUGCUGAAAAAGGCUGCAGCUGAUUCCAUCAAGGAUGGAGAGGCGGUGUGGUUCGGCUGCGACGUUGGGAAGCAUUUUCAUGGCAAGCUGGGCAUCAAUGACAUGAAUGUGUUCAACCAUGAGCUGGUGUUCGGUGUCUCGGUGAAGAAUCUCUCCAAGGCAGAGAGGCUGAUAUUUGGCGACUCUCUCAUGACCCACGCCAUGAUCCUCACCGCCGUCACAGACAAGGAUGUGAAGGAAGGCUACGAGAAGUGGAGGGUGGAAAACUCCUGGGGGGAUGACCGUGGGAACAAAGGCUACCUGAUCAUGACGGACGACUGGUUCUCCGAGUACGUGUACGAGGUGGUGGUAGACAAAAAGUUCCUUUCCCCAGAGGUCAUGGAAGUGAUGCAGCAGGAGCCCGUCGUCCUUCCCGCCUGGGACCCGAUGGGAGCUCUGGCAUAACUGCGGAUAUCCAGGUUUUAGCCCCAGCCUCUGGUCUUUUUAACUCCGCCCUAUUCCUCGACUGCUUUUACCUCUCAAUAUCUCCCCCCGACACCUCCUUCCAAGACAACCUGUUCUUCUAGAAAAUAAAGAUUUUGUUUUCUUUUUUACUGGGA
Salarias fasciatus (jewelled blenny) is the source of this 1659-nucleotide messenger RNA. It is a transcript of the gene blmh, whose product is annotated as bleomycin hydrolase. Gene Ontology annotation, molecular function: cysteine-type aminopeptidase activity. Gene Ontology annotation, cellular component: cytoplasm. Lineage: Eukaryota; Metazoa; Chordata; Actinopteri; Blenniiformes; Blenniidae. The transcript has 12 exons. Gene Ontology annotation, biological process: L-homocysteine catabolic process; response to toxic substance; proteolysis. The record is from RefSeq and is a predicted model, not a curated record. The coding region runs from base 146 to 1504 and encodes 452 amino acids.